AUGGCAGUUAUCGACAAGAGAAAAUGCUACCUUUUUCAGACUUCGGAUGGAGGGAAUGACGAAAUAUCUGCUGCUGCCAGGGUUGAGUUCCUUCAGCCAUUGGCCGUGAGCUCUAGUGCACGGAUUGCCAACCUGCUUGCAAUUAUGAGCAGUAUUGUUUCGUUGCAUGCCGAAUGCCGAUACGCCACUCUACGCCAGCUCUACUAUGCCAAUAUUAACAUCGCCAAGGGCCAGAGGGUCAUAGAAAGCAGUGUUUCAGCCCUUACGCGACUUCUACAGGUUCCCAGGGAGGGGCUACGCAUAACCAGCACAGCAAAGUGCAUCAUAAGAGGACCAAUUGUAAUUAGAGAAAAGCACUAUAUAUGCUCAAGAAGCGUUGUGUGGCAUCUCAAUCAGCAUUUCAAUUCGCGCGUGCCCGUCUUUUUGUUAACGGAUUUUGAUCCUCAUGGUCUCCUUGUCGCCAUGACAUACGCUUUCCCAACCAGGAAUGCAAAGGGGUUCUCGGAUGAAGCUGGAGCUUUUCAUGGUGUGUCUCUAGUAGACAUGCCAGAGAUACCUGAGUCCAAACGGCGCCUUCUUUCUGGGCUGGAUGUUUUGAAUGACCUGCCUCGCAUGAUAUGGCAAGCUAUUGAGGAAGAACUCGGCACGGACAGCAGCCCGAUAUGUUUUUCUCCUCUAACGGGACGCCCCUCCGUGUAG
Messenger RNA from Cyclospora cayetanensis, 699 nucleotides. RefSeq lists its product as uncharacterized. Gene Ontology annotation, molecular function: DNA binding; ATP binding; DNA topoisomerase type II (double strand cut, ATP-hydrolyzing) activity. The transcript is spliced from 4 exons. The record is from RefSeq and is a predicted model, not a curated record. Lineage: Eukaryota; Apicomplexa; Conoidasida; Eucoccidiorida; Eimeriidae. Bases 1 to 699 code for a protein of 232 amino acids. Gene Ontology annotation, cellular component: chromosome. Gene Ontology annotation, biological process: DNA metabolic process.